Molecule: messenger RNA, 5409 nt
Organism: Raphanus sativus (radish)
Lineage: Eukaryota; Viridiplantae; Streptophyta; Magnoliopsida; Brassicales; Brassicaceae
Exons: 3
Molecular function (GO): nucleic acid binding; RNA-DNA hybrid ribonuclease activity
Source: RefSeq, a predicted model, not a curated record
AUGAGUGACUCUAGGGUUUUGGCGAAAAGUGAUGCUAAGGGGACGGAGGAGGACGCGACCAUGCUGGAUGCGAGAGCGAGACCGCCAGGGGAUCCGCCGGAUAAGGAAAUUUCAUGGGUCGCGAAGGUUGUGGGUACGAGCGAGGGUGGUAUGCCGGUGCCGGAGAGCUUGAUUGAUGAUGCCUUCGUAUCGGAAAGACUCAGAGUUGAGUUUCCGAAUGGGGAGGAUGGGGAACCAUCUAUUACGAUAGCGUCGGAGGUGCUAGAAGCGAUGAAUGGGAUGUGGAAACAGUGUAUGGUGGUUAGGGUUUUGGGAAGAAACGUGAUGAUCGCUGCCUUGAGGAAGAAGCUAAAAGAGUUAUGGAGCCCGACGGGUGCGAUGUAUGUGAUGGAUCUACCUCGUCAAUUCUUCAUGGUUCGUUUUGAGAAGGAGAGCGAGUACUUGGAGGCGUUGACAGGAGGUACAUGGAGGGUGUUUGGUAGUUAUCUUAUGGUGAAAGCCUGGUCACCGGAGUUUGACCCGUUAAGAGACGAUAUUGUGACAACACUGGUCUGGAUCAGACUGACCAAUAUUCCCGUGAACUUCUAUCAUCGAUCGAUUCUCAUGGGAAUUGCCAAAGGAUUGGGUAAACCAAUACGUGUGGACUUGACUACAUUGAAUUUUGAGAGAGCCAGGUUUGCGAGAGUUUGUGUCGAAGUUAAUCUUGCAAAGCCUUUAAAGGGAACAGUUCUGAUAAAUGGGGAGAGAUAUUUUGUAGCCUAUGAGGGUUUAUCGGAAAUCUGUUCUAAGUGUGGGAUCUAUGGUCAUCUGGUCCAUGGGUGUCCAAGAACUAUCGCGGAAAGAAUGGCCAAUCCAGUAACCCAAACGGAAACGCCGCUACUGGCAUACUCUUCACCGAAACAAGCCCAACAAGUGCAGGGAGAUGGCUUUGUUCAGGCGAGAGGUCCGAGAAGAACAAUGCCCUCACAACCUCGAAUGGCAAGUGCAACAACAAGAGAAUUGGCAGUGGAGGCGGGUCGUAGAGAGACGAUUGCGCUGUCAAAUAAGUAUGGAAGCUUGGAGAUGGUCACGAGUGGAGAGGAAUCAAGUAAGGAGGUAGUAAACGAGGAGGAGGAUAAAGAGAACCAGAAUAUGAAUAUACAAAACGAGAAGACGAAGGGAACCGUGCAUGGAAAGGAAACUCUAGUUUUUGGUGGGAACAAGAGUGUUUCAACUAACCUAAAGGGGGGACCUAAAAUGAGAGGGACCGGAAAUAAGAAAGGGCUGGAGGAAGCAAGAAGUAAGACCAAAAAGAUUAAUAAUAGGCCGGUGAGGGGUUUAGUGUUUGGACCAACCAAGAGAGAAGUUUGUUUAUCAGAGUCGGGGAAGCGUUUGAGAGUGGAGAAUGCUGAUGUUGGGAGAUCGAGUGGAGUUUUCAGUGAUAGAGGUGAGGAGGUUGGUUUCAUGCCUCGUAUGCAGCUGUGGGAUGAGGAAUUGGAGAACCCAAUGGAUGUGAGUAUCAGUGGGGAUAAAGCAAGAAGGAUCUGCCAAAAUUUGGGGUUUGAUAACUCUUUCCGAGUUGAUGCAACUGGUCAGAGUGGUGGAAUUUGGUUACUGUGGAGAGAUCAGGCUGGUGUGAUUACGGUCUUGGAGUCAUCAGAGCAGUUCAUCCAUGCUCGAGUAAUGAUAGGAUCGGAAGUGAUCCAUCUGAUUGUUGUUUAUGCUGCACCAACAGUGAGUCGUCGAAGUGGACUUUGGGGGCAGUUAAAACGUGUGAUAGAAAGUAUUGAUGAGCCGGUGUUGGUGGGUGGUGAUUUUAAUACUAUUCUGAGAUUGGAUGAGAGAACUGGUGGUAAUGGGAGACUUUCACCAGACUCGUUGGCUUUUGGAGAAUGGAUUAAUGAGUUAGCCCUGGUAGAUAUGGGAUUCCGAGGCAACUCGUUCACAUGGAAGAGAGGGAAGGAGACGCGGAACUUUGUAGCUAAGCGUUUGGAUAGGGUGUUGUGUAAUGCUCAGACAAGGGUGAGAUGGCAGGAGGCAGUGGUCUCUCAUCUUCCUUUUCUAGCAUCUGACCACGCACCAUUAUAUGUGCAGCUUGCGCCGGAACAAAAAGGUAACCCGAGGAGGAGGCCAAGGAAGCUCAAGAAAUGGACCAGAGAAAUAUUCGGGGAUGUGAAUGCAAGAAAAGAAAAAUUGCUGGAGGAGAUCAAAAGGGUCCAGGCGGAGUUGGAGACGAACCCCGAUGAUAACUUGCUGGUAAGGGAAACGGCUUUGCUAAAGGACUUGGAUGUGGUUCUGGAACAUGAGGAAAUACUCUGGUAUCAGAAGUCACGGGAUAAAUGGAUAGUCUUUGGUGAUAGAAACACAAAGUACUACCAUACAAAUACGAUAGUGCGACGGAAGAGAAAUAGAAUUGAAAUGUUAAAAGGUGACGAUGGCCGUUGGAUAGAUCAGCCAGAAGAGUUGGAGAAGCUGGCUAUUGCCUAUUAUAAGAGAUUGUACUCUACGGAGGACAUUAACCUUGACACGGAAAAUCUCCCCCAGCAAGGCUUCACGGAAUUUACACGUGAUGACUUAGAGUUGUUGAGUAAACCUUUCUCAGCAGUAGAUGUGGAAGCUUCGGCUCGCUCUAUGGGCAAAUUUAAAGCCCCAGGGCCUGAUGGAUUCCAACCUGUGUUCUAUCAAGAGUCAUGGGAUGUCGUGGGAGAUUCAGUAACCAAGUUUGGCUUGGAGUUCUUCGCUUCAGGGGUUCUUCCGGUGGGUAUGAAUGACGCGAUGGUGGUACUUAUACCGAAGGUUCUUAAACCUGAGAGAAUUAUGCAGUUUCUCCCUAUUAGCUUGUGUAAUGUCCUCUUUAAAAUCGUAACAAAGGCGAUGGUGAUGCGACUAAAGAAUCUUAUGUCGAAACUGAUUGGACCAGCACAAGCUAGUUUCAUACCGGGUAGACUAAGUAGCGAUAAUAUUGUCGUUGUUCAGGAAGCGGUGCAUUCAAUGAGAAGAAAGAAGGGGCGUAAGGGGUGGAUGCUUCUCAAACUAGAUCUCGAGAAAGCUUAUGAUCGGAUUCGAUGGGACUUCCUUGAGGAUACUCUGCAUGCUGCGAAGCUCCCACGAAUAUGGAUUACAUGGAUCAUGGAAUGUGUUAAAAACCCUGGAAUGAGCUUGUUGUAGAAUGGAGAAAGAACAGAAACGUUUACGCCCCAGCGUGGACUGCGACAGGGGGAUCCUUUGUCCCCAUAUCUUUUUGUCUUAUGCAUGGAAAGGUUGUGUCACCAGAUUGAAUUUUCGGUGGCAGAAAAGAGAUGGAAGCCAAUUAGAUUAUCAAGAGGGGGACCAGAGUUAUCACAUAUAUGUUUUGCGGAUGAUCUGAUCUUGUUUGCAGAAGCUUCUAUAUCGCAGAUUCGGAUAAUACGUGGUGUCUUGGAGAGAUUCUGCGAGGCUUCGGGGCAGAAAGUAAGCCUAGAAAAAUCACUAAUAUUUUUCUCUGAGAAUGUUCACCGAGAUCUUGCAACCUCAAUUAGUGAUGAGAGUGGCAUCAAGGGUAUGAAGGAGCUGGGAAAAUAUUUAGGGAUGCCGGAGCUGCAAAAGAGAAUCAAUAAAGAGACGUUUGGGGAAGUUAUUGAGAAGGUCUCAGCUAAGCUCGCUGGGUGGAAAAGGAAGUUCCUGAGCCUGGCAGGGAGGAUAACCUUAACAAAAUCUGUUCUCUCAGCAAUUCCAGUCCAUACGAUGAGUACAAUAGCCUUGCCGACAUCGACUUUGGACCAGAUAGAUAAGAUCGCCAGGUCCUUCAUAUGGGGGAGUAGUGAGGGAAGUCGGAAACAACACCUGGUUGCAUGGGAGAGCGUCUGUAAACCAAAAAGAGAGGGUGGGCUGGGGGUAAGAACAGCAAAAGAAAUGAAUCUUGCGUUACUAGCAAAGCUUGGAUGGAGACUGCUAAGUACACAUGAUGGUUUAUGGGUGAAGAUAUUGCGUAAGAAAUUUCGUGUGGGUGAUCUACAUGAUCCAACAUGGUUAAUAGUCAAAGGUGCGUGGUCGCCAACUUGGAGGAGCUUGAUCUUGGGAAUUCGAGAAGUGGUGGUACCUGGUGUGAGUUGGGUUCUGGGUGAUGGUCGUACAGUCCGGUUCUGGAGAGAUAAGUGGUUAAUGAAUGAGGCACUACAAGAAGCGAGUAUGGUACCUAUUCCGACUCAGUUAUUGGAGGCAAAAGCCUGAGACUUAUGGCAGAGUGGAACGGGUUGGUUAACCCAAGUAUUGGAGCCUUACAUGCCGCUGCAGAUACGUUUGCGAUUGGCUUCAGUAGUGGUGGAUGAUGUUACUGGGGCGAAAGAUCGAAUGUCAUGGGGACCAAAUAAAGAUGGUCUCUUCACCGUGAAAUCUGCAUACUCUUUCUUAACUAGAGAUGGGCUUCCGAAACAAAACAUGGAAGAUUUUUACAAACGAAUAUGGAGUGUUGGUGCACCAGAAAGAGUUCGGGUCUUCUUGUGGUUGGUAUCUCGUCAAGUUAUCAUGACGAAUAUGGAACGCAGGCGUCGACACUUAAGUGAUACUGGAGUGUGUCAAUUGUGCAAGAAUGGGGAUGAAUCUAUUCUCCAUGCUCUUAGGGAUUGUUCGGCGGCUGCUGGGAUAUGGGUGAAAAUUGUCAGUCCUAGCAAGAGGCAACGUUUCUUUAGUCUAUCUCUACAUCAAUGGCUAUAUGAAAAUCUCGCUCACGACGCAUCCUACAAUGGAGAUCCUUGGGCAACACUCUUUGCAAUGACUGUGCGGUGGUGUUGGAAAUGGAGAUGUGGGUAUGUCUUUGGUGAAGUAGGGAAGUGUCGGGAUAGAGUACAUUUUGUUAAGGACAAAGCCAAGGAAGUGACACUAGCAAACAAGAAUCUGAGAGUUUCUUCGGCUGCUGGGGUUCGUGUGCAGAAGCAGAUAUCAUGGCAACGUCCUGCGAGUGGAUGGCUCAAGUUGAAUAUGGAUGGGGCUUCGAGAGGCAAUCCUGGAUUAGCUACUGCUGGAGGCGUCAUACGAGAUGAGCACGGGGAGUGGAAAGGGGGUUUUGCGCUGAAUAUUGGCGUUUGUUCGGCCCGGUUAGCAGAGUUGUGGGGAGUAUAUUAUGGGCUAUACUUUGCAUGGUAUCGUGGCAUUAGAAGGUUGGAGUUGGAGGUGGACUCGGAGUGUGUGGUGGGUUUUCUUCAGACAGGGAUUCAUGAUGCUCAUCCCUUGUCGUUCCUAGUACGUUUGUGCUAUGGCUUUAUAUCAAGAGACUGGCUAGUCAAAAUCUCUCAUGUGUAUAGGGAGGCUAAUUAUCUUGCCGAUGGAUUAGCUAUCUAUGCGUUUUCUUUACCAUUUGGUUUGCAUUUCUUUGAAACUGUUCCGGAGUCUGUAGUUUCUGUUUUGUUGGAGGACUCGAACGGGGUCUCUAGGCCUCGGAAUGUUUGCUUGUAG